AUGCUUAUCCUGACCAAGCACGAACAACCGAGUCGAAAUGGCUCAGGUCACCGACUACGUGCCAGUGAUCAACAACAGAUCCGUCGAGGAAUUUUAACACUACUGCGAAAUAAGCCAACUGGAUCGCGAGCCAAGAAUUUGGACCGGCUGCUUGCCUCCUAUUUACAACCACCAAUUGCCUUACUGCGUGCCUCUGAGGACACAACCUGUACCUCCCAUGGUUUAUACCAUCCUGCCGAAUCGGCUUGUAUUCCAAGAGCCGUGCUUGAUAAUAAAUUUUUGGCGAAUCAUCGUAUGGCUGGCUCACCGCGACGUCAACGAAUGGGUAAAUUGCUCGUCCUAAAGAUAGUUAUGCUCAGUGGGUGCCGCGUGAGGUUGUUCCAAACCGAAGACUGUCGUUUUGGGUUAGAAUUGUGGAAACUUUCCUCUUCCGCUGCUUCCACAGAUGUUCUUCACCAAGAUGCAUCGGCCAGAUCUAAUAAACUCACGCUUGUCACCACGUUGGCCGCACUAACGGAAAAUGAUUACGAGAACUUCCUCGGAGAUUUGACUGGUUGUUUGCGCGAAAGCCAUACGGUGCUGCGGGAAGUUCAAGGUCGCUAA
Molecule: messenger RNA, 603 nt
Organism: Echinostoma caproni
Lineage: Eukaryota; Metazoa; Platyhelminthes; Trematoda; Plagiorchiida; Echinostomatidae
Source: the annotation of a GenBank genome assembly